AUGCACAAGGCCCCCGGGGGGGCUCUAGCUGCUGCUGCUGCUUCCUGGAUAUUCCCCGCUUCAGGGGGGCCCCCUAGGGGCCCCUCCUUUCUAAGACCCAAGGGGCCCCGCCUGCUGCAUUCUGCAUGCACUGGGGGGCCCCUAGACCCUUUUGGGGGCCCUAAGGGUCCCAGGGGGACCCCAGUGGGGGGCCCCCCAGUUGCUGCUGCAGCAGGGGAGGGGCCCCCUGCCGCAGCCAGGGGGCCCCCAAGCUCCCUGGGGGGCCCCCUAGGGGUGUCGGGGGGCCCCCAGGAUGCCUCAGGGGGCCCGUCAGCUGCAGCAGAGGGGCCCCCAGGAUCCCAGGGGGCCCCCACUUCCGUGUUGGGGCACCCUGGGGUCCCCAAUACAUCCCCUGGGGGCCCCCUGGGGCCCCCUGGGGGCCCCCUAGAAUCCCCUGGGGGCCCCCUAGGACCCUCGGAGGGCCCCCAGGGAACCCCCAGGGGCCCCCUGGGGUCCCCCGGGGGCCUCCUGGGGCCCCCUGGGGGCCCCCCGUUGAUGUCGAAUGUAUCUCCUUUGCUGCAGUCUGUGGAGAAGGAGCUGCAGAAGCUGAAUGAGCUGCUGAUGCCUGAGGGCUGCAGCAGCGCAGCAGCAGCAGCAGCAGCAGAGUCGUUUGCUGCUCCUCUUUCCCAGGAGCAGCUGCAGGAGCAGCAGCAGCUGCUGAUGCAGCUACAGCAGCAGGACGAGCUGCUGCAGCAGCAGCAGCAGCAGCAAGAAGCUGCUGCUGCUGCUGCUGCUAAAGCAGAGAAGCCUUCUUCUCCCUUCAAUGAACGCCUCAAUUUGCUGCUGCAGCGAGCAGCAGAAGGGCCCGGGGAGGGGGGCCCCCACCUGUACGAUGUAGGGGCCCCCUUCAGGGUUUAG
Eimeria tenella is the source of this 897-nucleotide messenger RNA. RefSeq lists its product as uncharacterized. The coding region runs from base 1 to 897 and encodes 298 amino acids. NCBI's taxonomy places the organism in Eukaryota, Apicomplexa, Conoidasida, Eucoccidiorida, Eimeriidae. The record is from RefSeq and is a predicted model, not a curated record. The transcript has a single exon.